This is a messenger RNA of Daucus carota subsp. sativus, 876 nucleotides long. RefSeq names its product NADPH:quinone oxidoreductase. Gene Ontology annotation, molecular function: FMN binding; oxidoreductase activity. The record is from RefSeq and is a predicted model, not a curated record. The transcript has 3 exons. The coding region runs from base 127 to 711 and encodes 194 amino acids. Gene Ontology annotation, cellular component: cytosol. NCBI's taxonomy places the organism in Eukaryota, Viridiplantae, Streptophyta, Magnoliopsida, Apiales, Apiaceae.
AGUCCCCUGUCUUCGUUAUAAAAAUAAACUACACGUGCAUGUAUGUAUAUAUAUGAUGUUGUGUCAUGUGUGUGCACAUAUAUAUAUCCACCUUGUAGAGAAAGCAGAUAAGCAGUGAAGAGUGAGAUGGAGGCAAUAGCUAGCCCACUUGUCAAAGUUGUAGCCAUUUCUGGUUCUAUCCGCAAAGCUUCCUUCAAUCACGGCCUUGUCCGUUCAGUAAUUGAUAUAUCCAAGGAGUUAAAUAAUGGUGUGAAGGUGGAAUAUGUGGAUAUAUCACCUUUGCCUAUGCUGAACACUGAUCUCGAGGUAAAUGGAACAUACCCCGCUGCUGUGGAGGCCUUUCGAAACAAGAUUGCGGAAGCAGAUUGCUAUCUCUUUGCUUCACCUGAGUACAAUUAUUCAGUCACCGCACCUUUAAAGAACGCUAUAGAUUGGGCAUCCCGACCGCCAAAUGUUUGGGCUGAUAAGGCUGCUGCAAUUGUUAGUGCUGGAGGAGGUUGGGGAGGGGGUCGCUCACAGUAUCACCUCCGUCAAAUAGGAAUCUACAUCGACCUUCACUUUAUUAAUAAGCCAGAGUUUUACUUGAACGUGUUUGAAGCUCCUGCUAAGUUUGAUGCUGAUGGAAACCUUAUUGAUGCUGAAUCAAAGGAGAGUUUGAAAAAGGUCCUACUGUCUCUGCACGCAUAUGCUCUGCGGCUCAAAGGAAAGUAAAAAAAUUAUUGGUACAGGCUCUUCAUUUUAGUAUUAUUGUUGGCCUCAUUUGUGUCAUAUUCAGGACUUUGAUUUCAUAACCUAUUUUACCAAACAUUCAAGUGUAUAAAUUACUAAAUUUAUUUUUAUGUUAGAAGUCAUAGAUUGUGCUGGUUUUUCCUGUCA